UUAGGCGUAGAUGUAAAUGAAGGCGUUACAGCCUCCUGACGAGUGACGUAAUUGCGCACAUGCGUAAGAUUGAUGGGCGGAGCUUUCCAGUCGGUCAGGAAGAGGGGAAAGGCGGACACAGGCACAUCAAGCGAUGGCUGCUAUCAGGAAAAAGUUGGUGAUUGUUGGGGAUGGAGCGUGUGGGAAAACCUGUCUGCUCAUCGUCUUCAGUAAGGACCAGUUCCCCGAGGUCUACGUCCCCACCGUGUUUGAGAACUAUGUGGCAGACAUUGAAGUGGAUGGGAAACAGGUAGAGCUUGCACUUUGGGAUACGGCUGGUCAGGAAGACUAUGACAGACUGAGACCUCUCUCCUACCCUGACACUGAUGUUAUACUGAUGUGCUUUUCUGUAGACAGCCCUGACAGUUUAGAGAAUAUUCCAGAAAAAUGGACACCUGAAGUGAAGCAUUUCUGUCCAAACGUUCCCAUUAUCCUGGUAGGAAAUAAGAAAGAUCUCCGCAACGAUGAGCACACUAGACGAGAGCUUGCUAAAAUGAAACAGGAGCCAGUUAAAUAUGAAGAUGGCAAAGAGAUGGCAAACCGCAUCAGUGCCUACGGUUAUCAAGAGUGUUCUGCCAAAACCAAAGACGGUGUGAGGGAAGUCUUUGAGAUGGCAACUAGGGCAGCACUGCAGGCCAAGAAACGUGGCAAGAAAUCCACCUGCCUCCUGUUAUAGGCUCUGGGAGAAAAACAGCAAACUGCCCUCCCCCGUGGCGAUUAUAUUUGAGAAUGCUAAUUUUCUGAUCAUCCAAUUAUUCUCAGCAAAUUAAAAGGUCUGAAAUUAUUUGAUAGGCUUCUACACUUUGGUCCUUUGUCCUUACAUUAGAUUGUGUGCCAUUUUGCCUGUGUCUAUCAAAAAGUUUCAGAUCUAUAUACAUGUAGGGUAGGAGUGGGGGGCUGAGGUGGAUGAAGACAGUAAAGGUCCUUACUAGGCCAAAGAUUAUAUGGACACUAGUAAGAAAGACAUAAAAAUAAAUUUGAAGUGGAUUUUACACAGUAUCGCCUACAUGUAGUGCCUUGAGAGCAGUGAACUAGAAGGGGAAGUCAAAGGGUAUGGAUUUAUGACAUGAAUGAGGUAUUUUGUCAUUUGUGAACACAUCUCUCCCUGUCAUUGACUUGGCUCCUUUGGGCCCAUUUCUGACUCAGGCGCUAUGCAGAGGUAUGUCUCACUAGAUCGUAUGUGUCAUUUUCCCAUACUGAAUUACUUGCCUGAAUUGACGAAUGUGUGAGGAUGUGUGUGUGGGUGUAAGAGUACAUGUAUGAUGUUGUCUGCAUGCAGUGAAUGUGUGUGUAUUUGUAUGAGUGUGUAUUAAUAUUUGUGUCUGUGUACUGUAUGCAUGGAAAGGCCUUCUGCAUUAUUGACCUAUCCCCCUGUUUCCAUGCCAAAGUUACCCUUGAUGUCCACAUUUUAUGGCUCAAACGGGUAAUGGAAAUAACAGCUAUUUAGAGUGACAUAGAAACCUUCACUUUACUGGAAGACAUUGUUUAAUAGCUAGAGGCACAAUCAGGUUAAAUGUGUUAUGAAUUCUUAGGACCUUCUUUGUGUAUACCAGAGAUUCAUUUGAUUGUGUUAAUCAGUGGGUCAAAUCAUGAGUGUUGUAGUUAAAGAAUUUCAUUCAUAUGAAUGAUAGGCUUAUCUUAUUACUAUAAUGUCCAUUAUGUACUGUAUGGCUUACAAGGCCUUGACAUGUUAAUGUGUAUUUCAAGUUUGCCUUUUACUCAAUUUUCCCCAACUUCACCUUAAUGAUGAUGUCAUUGUACUAUAACUACUUUUUGUCGGUUGGUAUCUCCAAUUUUCUUAACAUAUUUUGAUAAUUUUUCCUAAUUUCACUGUUGUGAUCAGCUCAUUAAAAUACUAAAUUGUAUUGAUAAUAUUGUUUCAUGUGAUGAAUUGAAGGUUAAGCUAAGGGUGAGAGGCUGGAAGAUUGUGGUUGGGCUGCUAGCAGUUUUCUUUACAAUUAUUUGUUUGUACUGUGAAACAUUGGGAUUUGCUUUUUCAAAUAAAGCUGGUAUUAGGGCUUUUUGUUGUAAUGUAUUUGUGUUUGGAUCAAUCCAUUUAUUAGUAUUAAUUACUAUUUUACUUGUAUUCCUGGCAUUACAUUUUCCCUAAAUAAAAACACUUAUAACGAGACAAAA
This is a messenger RNA of Betta splendens (Siamese fighting fish), 2175 nucleotides long. RefSeq names its product rho-related GTP-binding protein RhoA-C-like. Gene Ontology annotation, molecular function: GTPase activity; GTP binding. The transcript has 5 exons. NCBI's taxonomy places the organism in Eukaryota, Metazoa, Chordata, Actinopteri, Anabantiformes, Osphronemidae. Bases 134 to 715 code for a protein of 193 amino acids. The record is from RefSeq and is a predicted model, not a curated record. Gene Ontology annotation, biological process: cell migration; stress fiber assembly; small GTPase-mediated signal transduction. Gene Ontology annotation, cellular component: cleavage furrow; dendritic spine.